AUCACUACAUGUGGCUUAGAGAAAUGUCUAGCUGAGCCUACAUGCAAAAGGAUUUUAUUUGUUUGUAUCGUCUUAUAGAAAUCUGCAAAAGAGCAAGGAAUAUUACUAACAGAAUUUAAAAAAAGGUGAAACCAUGUCAGAUGAAACUGGUCAGGAAACUUUACAAACUGAAAGUUCGGAAGGAUUACCAACUGUUGAUACAGAGCAGAAUGCUUCGCAGCAACACUCGAAUGAUUUAGAUUCUGAAUAUAAUAUGAUUAAAUCCUAUACCCGAAUUCCCUUCAAACUCUCGAAGCAUCCAGCAAGUCUGGAUGAAAUAAAACUGAAAGGAUCAAAUGAAAAUACACGUAAAAGAGUUCCAAAACCAAAGAAUAGCAAAAGUGAUAAAGACAAGAACGCUAUCAAAAGCCCUCAACAUUCUUCAGAUGAUAAACUUUUACCUGCUAUCAAUGUGCACAAGAUAUCAAAAAUAUUUCCUACAUUAAAUGCAUACAAGCUACAGCUUGCUCGUGAAAGAACAGAAAAUGCUAUGAAGCUGAACCAAAUAUUUACUAUUCAAGGAGGCUAUUCGACUGUACGAUGUUGUCUACGACAACGUGGCUGGGUGGAAAAUUGUUUCCAAAUGACUAAAAUUUGUAAGCAACCUCAGGUAAAAACCAAUCCUUUGGAUGAUAUUCAAGAUGCUACAGGGGAUGAUGCUGAUAAUGACAUUAAUGAAGAUGAUAAUGAUAUUUCUAAUGUAAAGUUGAAGGAAGAAGAUAGGCUUUAUAAUAUAAUGUCCAGAAUGGUCCGAAAUGUGCAACCAUCUUUGAUUUGGGUGUUACAAAGAGAUUAUGUUGAUCAUCGAUUAUUAAACAAAGAUCAAAUGAUUAAUCAUUUUCUGCAUUCAGGAGUAUUUACCACAAAGGUUGGUUUGUGCUUGAAUUUACGAAAUCUUCCUUGGUAUGACGAAACAGAUCCACACACAUUUUUUCCUCGUUGUUACCUACUCUGUCAUAGUGAAGAAAAACAAGAAUUUAUUGAUGACUUCAAUCUUACUGCCUGUACAAGUAUUUUAAAAAUUGUCCUUGAGGCAUACUAUUCAGCUUCUAGAAGAUACAACAAGAAAUACAAUGAAGAGAUUGACAAAAUCAUUGCAGUCGAUAGAAGAGGGGAAACUGAAAAUCUUAAUUUCGGAGAAAAAUCAGAAAAAAAAGAUCAAAAGAAAACCAAAAGAGAAAUUCUCAGAUUACCAGCUGCCAUAGUUGAACAGGCUGUCAGGUACUGUGAUCUAUUUUUAGGCAGCAAGGAUAAUCAAGAUCUUGAUUCCAGAGUUGAAAAAUCUCUAAAUGAAGCCGAAUUAGCAGAUUUACGUCAUUGGCAUUAUCGAGUUAUACAUUCUGAUUUAGCCAUUGAAGGUGUGACUCCAGCCUUAGCCAACCUAUGUGAAAGCACCUUAAAACGUCUUCGAUUGCAGUGUCCUCAGUUAUAUUUGGAUGGCAAACACAAUAUAUGGAUCCUUAAACCAGGUGCCCAAUCUCGAGGAAGAGGUAUAAGUUGUUAUGAUGAUUUGGAUAGUAUCUUAAAAAUUGAUGAAGGGAAUGUGAUAAAGAAGGAAUCAAAAUAUGUGAUCCAAAAAUACAUUGAACGGCCUUUACUGAUUUAUAAUUGCAAGUUUGACAUUAGGCAAUGGUUUUUAAUCACAGAUUGGAAUCCACUUACUGUGUGGUUUUACAAAGACUGUUAUCUGCGGUUUUGUUCACAACAGUUUACUCUUAAUGACUUUAAUGCGUCAAUUCAUCUGUGUAACAAUGUGAUACAAAGAAAUUAUAAAAACGGUCCCCGAGCCAAAGAACUACCUGAAAAUAACAUGUGGACUCAUCAUCAAUUUAAAAAUUAUCUCAGAAUGCAGUCCAGCUCUGACUUGUGGGAAGAGUCAAUUUAUCCAAAAAUAAAGAAAGCAAUAAUCUGCUCAGUAAUUGUAUCUCAGGAACUAGUUGAAUCCAGAAAGGGCUCUUUUGAACUGUAUGGUGCUGAUUUCAUGUUGAGUGAUGAUUACAUUCCAUGGUUAAUAGAAAUUAAUUCAAAUCCUAGUAUGCAGCAUAGUACAGAAGUAACGUCAGUGUUAUGUUGUAAAGUAUUAGAAGAUACACUUAAAGUUGUUCUUGAUCGAAAAUAUAACAAAUGUUGUGAUACAGGAAGUUUUGAGCUGGGUUACAAACAGAGUGUAAUAAGUUGUCCUCUGUAUCUUUGCUUAAACAUGUCUAUUGAAGGCCAAAGAAUAAAGACCCCAACUUCAGUUGGGAAACAAAUUUUGAGAAGUCCAUCAGUAAGAAGUCCAUCUGUAAGAAGUGCAUUAGUAAGAUGUUCAUCCGUAAAUAGCAAAUUUAAAAAAGGAAAUGAGUUGAUGCCAAAAGAUAUGGAUCGAAUCUCAGGCUCAUUAAAAUAUAGAAAAAACACAAAAAGUGUCAAUUCAAAUUGCCAGUUUUUGAAUGAUAUGAAUGCUGUAAUGAAUAUUAAUAGAAGCAAAAUAUGUAAACCCAAAGCUUGUUUUGGAAAAUUUCGAACUAUUAGACCAAAGGAAGAAAAUGGAGAUCAGUCACUACUUGUAAGUACGAGUUUUGGAGAGAGACAGUUUAGAUCACGAAAUAGUAAAAAUAUACUUCUUACUCAACGAAACAGAAGGAGUCCAGAAAUCAAAUCUUUUAAGCAACAGAAUCAUAAACUGUCUCUUACUGAAUGUAGGAGUUCCAAAGAAGCUUUCAAGGCUCAUGUACGUAAAACUUUAGUUCCUAACAUUGCUCACAUAAUAUUUCCAAUGAUCUCUAGAAUUUCUGCAUUGAAAUAAAAUGCAGAGUAUAGUUCACAAAAACUGGUGAUUUGACUUAUUUCUGGAGCUAAUUUCAUUAAACCAAGGAAAUUAUUUCUGGUUGAAGUAAUUUCUUAUUAAAAAGUUGCUUCAACAAUUGAUAAAUUUCUGAACUAAGAAAUAAUGUACUUGAAACAUUGGAAAAUAAUGAAAAAUUGAACUAUUUUAAGUAUUGUAAAAAAAAGUCCAUCUUUUGACAAUUGAUCAGUUAAUCAAAACUUUCUGUGACAAAUUCAGUUUUUGCUGUUAAAAGCAUUCAGAUUAAACUUGAGCAUUUUUGAGCAAAUAAAUACUUACCAUACUCAUUAUACUUCCAUAUUUUGAUAAUGCUUUUUUGCUUUUUAUGUUUUCGUUAUGUGAAAGAAUGAAACUAUGCUUUAGAAAUUCUUGAAGGAUUAUAUUUUCUGUCAGCAAGAAGUUUGAUUUCAUGAUUUCUAAUAAAAGAUUUUACAAGUAAUUUUCUUGAUUACA
Molecule: messenger RNA, 3319 nt
Organism: Octopus sinensis (East Asian common octopus)
Lineage: Eukaryota; Metazoa; Mollusca; Cephalopoda; Octopoda; Octopodidae
Product: tubulin monoglycylase TTLL3-like
Exons: 18
Coding region: 134-2827 (897 amino acids)
Biological process (GO): protein polyglycylation; cilium assembly; cilium movement
Cellular component (GO): cilium
Molecular function (GO): protein-glycine ligase activity, initiating
Source: RefSeq, a predicted model, not a curated record